AUGCAGAGGAGGAGCCGCGAGCGAGGCUGCCGCGCGGAAAGCCUCUUUUGGGAGGUGGGGGCUGCGGAAGGGCCUGGGGGCUGCGCAGAGGCCAAAACCUGGGGCCCCUCCGCGGAGGCCCCCGAAGCCAAGCGCCAGAGGCUGGCUCACCAACCGGCUCUGUGCAUUGUGAGCGGGGACCCCCUCGCCACUCCCCCUCGCCCCGGCCAGGAUGGCACCGACUCUCCAGGCGACUUCCACGUGCAAGUUUUGGUGGCCUCCGUGGGCCCUGCGGGCAGGUCUCCAGAAGCGCUCGGGCCCUCUGCCAAUGGGCAGCUCUGGUGCAUCCCACGCCAUGGGAGCAACAUCCAGAUGAUCUUCACCUUUGAAAAUGCCCAGCAGCCCUGCUUGCCUGUGGAUGCCCCAACCUGCCCAGGGUCGGUGCGGGCUUUCUGCAAGCGGCUGAAGGAGCAUUUCCGCAGAGAAUGCCGUCCGGGGCCCCUGUACCUGGAGAAGGACUUGGUGCAGCAUCACCUGGACGGCAGGGGCGGGAGGCGUGCGGCUCUGAGGCGCUGCCCCCUGGGAGAGCAGGGGGAGGCCUCCGUGGAGAGGAGCCGCUUGUUCCAGGGCACCAGGAAACCCGGCCUGGGCAGCAGAACCAUCCUGGUCCUGGGGAAGGCCGGCACGGGGAAAAGCCACCUGGUGCAGAAGAUCUGCCUGGACUGGGCCGAGGGCCGGAUGCCCCAGUUUGACCUUGUUCUCCGAUUCGACUGCCGGAGGCUGAGCCUGCUGCAGGGCUCCUGCCACGACUUCCGGGCCCUGCUCUUGGAUUCCCUGGGCGGCUCCUGCCAGGGCGUCGAUGACGUCUACCACAGCCUCUUGCAGAAGCCGGAGCGGCUCCUCCUGCUGUUUGACGGCAUGGAAGACCUGAAGGAGGGUCCCGAGGGCUCCUCCUCCGCGUCAGGGAGCCCGGCCGGCAGGGGAGCCCACCGCCUGGGGGCCACCUUGGCCCCCCUCUUCCAAAGGAAGGGGCUCAGCGGCUGCACUUUCUUAUUGACCGGACAGCGCAAAGGGAGGCUCCCCCCGUGUUUCCCCCGGGUGGACUCGGUCCUGGAGGUGGUGGACUUCUCCCCGGAGCAGGCCUCGCUCUGCCUGGCCGGCUCUUUCGAGGGCUCCUCCCCCUGGGAGCAGGAGGCGAACCCCGUCGGGAGCUCUCCUUACCUGCUCAGCCUUUGCUGCAAUCCCGGCCUCUGCCGGUUCAUUGGCCAGGCGGCGUCUGAAACGAGAGGCCAAGAGCUGCCCUCCACCCUCACCGGCCUCUUCGCCACCUACCUUCUCCAGAAGGCGGCAGGCUGCGGGUGCCAGGCCCUCCCUGCCCUGGCCGAGGUCUCUUGGUCUCUCGGGCAGCGUUGCCAAAGGGCCCUCCUGAGCGAGCAGUUCCCUUCCGCAGACGUGAAGGAGCUCGCUCUCCGAACUGGACUCAUGACGGAGCAGCGGGGUGUUUGCGUCUUCUCCAACUUCGCUGCCCAGAAUUUCUUGGUGGCGCUGCAUUUGACUCUGGCCAAAGAGAUCAAGGGCAAAAAACUCACCAAAUUCCUUGGUCUGGGCGCCAAGUUCCGGAAGUUUCUCUCUUCGUGGGGCCUGGUGCCCCGUUUCUUGUCCGGGUUGCUGUUCUUAAAGGACGACCUCAGCAGCUCUCUCCUUUUGGGCAAGGGAGGCGACUUAGGAGACACGGAGAACCUGAUCGCAAGGAAGCAGAGGAGCCUCUCCAGAUUCAUCCGGAAACUUCCCCUGAGGGAUUUCAGGCCGGACAAGUUGCUGGAGCUGCUGCACUGCGUCCAUGAAACCGAAGACCAGCCCCUCCGGAAGCACUUGACCCUGGAGCUCCGGCCGGACCUCUCCUUCGUGGGCUUCUCGCUCGCCCCGCCAGACGUCAGCGUCCUGCACGCUGUGUUGGGAACGUCCCCCAAGAAGUUCUCUUUGGACCUGAGGGGGACCGGCAUCCACUUGGAUGGACUCAGGAAGCUGGUUGGCCUGAAGAACGUCACCAAGUUCAGGGUGUCCCUCAGGGAAGCUGUGGGGCUCUGGAAGCACCUGUGGGGCGCCCAGGAGAGGGAAGCCCUGCAGGCAGCCCUGGAGAAGUUCCUGGUGGAGCCCUUCAGGGCGAAGACGAUGGGGGACGUGGACGCCCUCCUCGCCCUGGUGCAGCUGCAGAGAGACAUGGCCGAAGGCAGGGAAGACUCGGCGGGUUCCGGCGUUCGUCUUAUUCCAGCCGUCGCUGGGUUCCUGCAACUAGAAUUCAGCCUCGGGCCCAGCUGUGGCUUGGAGGGCUUCCGAAAGUUGGCGGGUUCUUUGGUGGCCUUCUCGGCUCUUCAGCACUUGGACUUGGAUUCCCCCGAUGAAAACGAAAUCGGAGAUGAAGGGGUGAGGUCCCUCACCCGCGUCCUUCCUCGCUUGGCGUCUCUGGAAACGCUGAACUUGUCCCGGAACAAGAUCUCCGACCUGGGGGCUGAGUUGUUGGCCCAAGCCCUCCCCUCCCUGCGUUUGCUGAAGACCCUCAGCUUGUACGAGAACAACAUCGGGGAUGCCGGGGCGGAGCGUGUGGCAAAGGUGCUGCCCCAGAUGUGUGCCUUGCAGGUGCUGGACCUGCACUGCAACCAGAUAUCUGCCGCCGGAGCCCGGUGUCUGACGGAGCGCCUGAGAAGAUGCCCCCGCAUCCAGAGCUUGGCGCUGUGGAACCCCACAAUCCCUCACGGGGUUCUGGAUCACCUGCAGCAGCUGGAUUCUCGGAUCAGAAGGUUUUAGGGGCAGCCCCUGGCCGGAGGAAAUUCUGCUGCUAAAUUAAAGCUGUGUGGUCUUCUGUUUCUCCAUCCACCCGAGGACCGGAUCCUCUUUCCGAAGGAAUCCUCUCCAGGGCAGUUGACGCCAGGUCCCACAUUCUGCGAAGUGGCCGAAGGCAAGGGAAAUGUGUGUGCGUGUCUGCAGAGAGGUGGAAGCGUCAAAAGUUAUUUGACUUAGCAGAGAUAUCUAUGGAGAAUAAGCAACUGACUUCUUAAGAAAGAAAAAAAACCUACGCAAUGCUGGUGCUUUCUGAAUAAACUCCGCUCCUUUUGAGAGCCGAUAACCUUUCUGGAGUAUUUCUGCAUGAAUGUACAAUCAGCCCCUCGCAGCUUGCUAAAAUGUUUGGAGAAAUAAUGUAAGGAACGCAUAAGUAGGAUAGGCAGAACUGGACCCCUGGACCCCAGGGGUCAUUUGACGUGUUCGCCGCUGUGGAGGGUGCAUAUGUGCUGGUGUGCAUCUGGGCCUAGAGGCUUUCCACUGGCGAUCGGAGCACCCAGCCUCUGCUGAGAGUGAACUCUAGUGUACAGUUUUCAUACCCCUGAGAGAGAGCCAAUAAAUCUUUUUCUAG
Molecule: messenger RNA, 3388 nt
Organism: Pseudonaja textilis
Lineage: Eukaryota; Metazoa; Chordata; Lepidosauria; Squamata; Elapidae
Source: RefSeq, a predicted model, not a curated record